CUCAGUAGAAAGAAACAAGUGCCGGCCCUGCGGCCGAAUGGGCGCUGGAUGUGGCGCCUAUGGACAUGGCUCUGAGGAGCACUUGCCAUGCCUGGGAUCAUCCACGAUCAGAGCUCCAGCUUAUUUGUCCUCCACUGCGAGAGGCUGGAGAUCGCGGAGCUCUUUGUGGAGGUGAGCGGAUCCUGCCAGUGCCACUGGUACGUGGGGGAGGCGCAUCAUGCGUCUCCGCUCUUUACGGCACGGCAGGGGCAAAGCAUCCGCCUGGACUUUUGCACCUUUGUAGUGGCCGACACCGAGGCCUCCGAAGAGGUGAAGCUCACCAUCGCCACGGAGGAGGGCGAGCACCUCGCGGUGCACUUUGGGCAACUGGCAGAGCUGGGCAGCAGCCAGCAGUUCGCCAGGCGUGUGCUGCAGCUUAGAAACGUGCAGGGCACGGUGGCCACUGCCAUCCUCUUCUGUGCCCUGCAGCAGCGGUGGACGGUACCGGGGCAACCGACGCGCCAGUCAGGAGAGACCGUCACCGUUGGCCCGGAGGACGCGCAGGCCGCCUUUGUGCUGCAGCACAUCUUCCCCGAGGACAAGAAGGAUGAGGUGAAGGACGAUCUAGGAAGUGUGGCCACUGAGCGCAAGACGCUGGAGGCGGGAGAUGCGGAGUUCUCUCAGGACAAGGAAGGAGAGAGGACAGGGAAGGCUGCACGGAGCAAGGCGGAAAAGGCGAAGCGCCGCUCGGUGCGGGAGUCGCGGAGGUCCAAGUGCAAGCCCGAAGGGCCCGAAGGGCCGGAGCUUGACCCGAAGCCGCGAGACGGAGCGGAGCAAGCCUUGCCCCCGGAGCCGGUCGAGCCGCCGGAGCCAGCGAAUCAGCCACCAGAACCACCAGAACCACCGCAGCACCCGGCGCCACCAGCGCAACCGGCGCAACCGGCCCAACCGGCGCACCCGGCGCAACCGGCCCAACCAGCGCCACCGCCACCGGCGCCGGCCACGAGCGCGGAGCCCUGUGAGCCGCUUGCGGCCGAUGCCGCGCCGAAAGCGCGGAAGGAGGCCUCUUACACGUCCCAUGCCACGUCGCCCACCACCGCCGGGGAGAGCCCCAAGCUGAGACCGGAGAUGGGCCAGGAGGCAAAGAACCUCUUCGCUUCGGCUUCAGAGGCUUCAGGGGAAGAGGCCGACUCAGAGCAAGACUUGCCCUUGCCCAGCUACCGAGAGCUGGUGUCAGAGGUUGCGCCGGCUGGGAAUGCAGCAGAAAGCCGGCGCGAAGCAGAGCAGCAGAAGCAGCAGCCGCCGCAGCAGCAGCCGCAGCAGCCGCCGCAGCCGCAGCCGCAGCAGCCGCCGCAGCCGCAGCAGCCGCAGCCGCAGCAGCGGCAGCCGCAGAAGCAGCAGCAAGUGGGCCGAGUAUGGCAAGAGCGCCAGGAGGCGGCCCGAACGCUCGGCCGCGGGCGCAAGGCGCAGCCCGUUCAAGCAGAAGUGCAUAGAGGCUCCGCUUCCAGCUCCUCACUUUGGUGUCGCGCCCAGCGUGCCUAUGCAGAGGACAGAGCUCGUCAAUGCCGCAGAUUCGCGGAAGAAGGCGACUCCGACAGCUCGGUGAGAAGGGAGAAGCCGCCGGAGCUUGAGGAUGAGGAUUCCUGGAAAUCUGACACUCCGAGCAACGAGGCCAGGGCUCGGCCGGAUGCGCCCGAUGCGGCGCCGAUACCGUGUGCACAUGUGGUGCAGUCGCAGGGGCGCUGGUUCCGUGUGGCAGCUUGUGCAGUGAGUAUCCGGCGCCGGCCACAGGUGGACGCGCCCCUGGCUGGGGAGUUGCCUUCUGGAGAAGUCUUUCAGGCUGUGUCUUCCACCACGGCGGACAGUUUCACCUUUUUGGAGCUCUCGCGAGGUCGCGGCUGGGUCUUCAGCGAUGCGCGAGUUCAGCCCGUGCUGGUCAUUGACGACACGGGAGCUACCCCUGCGCAAAGCAGCAGGGCGGAAAGAACGGAAAGGAGACCCCGCGCGAGUCCUCGGCGCAAGCCAUAUACGCAGGAGGCGGAGGCUGAGCCGGAGCCCAGCUGCUCCCCUAGGCAGAAGCCGCAGGCCAAGCCCAGCCCAGGCCCUCCGGAAGCCAAGCGGGCCAGGCCCGAAGCCAAAAGGGCAUUGGCCGCGCCGGAGGAGGUUCCCCGGCGCGCCUCUGAGCCAACGCCGCAAGUGGAGGCCUUGCUGCACACCAUCAGCCGCACCUCCUCCCCGCGUGGCAAGGAGGCGUGUCGGGGCCCGCAACCGGUUCGCGCCAAGCACUCCCUUGCCUCGUUGGAGGGCGCCGCCGAGCGCUCCCGAGACCGGGCCUGCGAAGGCGAGAGGACGGAAGGCUGCGCGCGGCGGUCCAGGAGCGCCGAAGCCUCCCGCAGCCUCUGGGACUUCAGGAGCGCAUGGGAGAGCCUGGAGGAACGACAGCGGCUGCAGGCUGCGCUGCUCAAAGUGGCACUGCGCGUGCACCCGGAAGACAUGGCCCGCGUGGAGUCGAGGCCGAGUUCCACCCCGCCAGCGCGGCGCUUCUUCGUGCCGCGCGAGGUGCGACCUGCCGAGGAGGCGAAAGCGGCGGCGCCCAGCAUCAGGCCUGUGCCUGCGCCGAUGCCUGCGCCGCUGAGCUGCCAGUUUCUGGCCGCCUUGGCCGCGCGAGGCCAGAGGCCUGAGGCGGAGGUCGAGGUUCCGGGAAGGCGAAAGGUGCGCUGGGCAAGGGCGCAGAGCUAUGGGCUUGCAGACAUCAUGCUGAGGGAACGCACCGAGGUGAUGCCGGCGGCUUGAGGUCUGCAGAAGGGGAAUUUCUGAGACAGAUCUGGGGUGAAGUCACUUGCUGAGUGGAUGACCUAGCCGUGUC
Messenger RNA from Effrenium voratum, 2845 nucleotides. Lineage: Eukaryota; Dinophyceae; Suessiales; Symbiodiniaceae. The record is from the annotation of a GenBank genome assembly.